GUACCACGGACGAGGCACCACGGGCCCUGGACAGGGAAGAGUAUCCCGCUUGUACACCCCCUACCGCAUUUGUCGAUAAACAUCCAUUGGAACGAGUUGACUUCUUGGGUUUUGUUCGUGACUCAAUUGAUUGCUGGAAACGCCAUAUGGCAUACCAGUUUCAAUCACCCGGAGUUCUGCCAAGGGCCAGUUCUUACAUUCCAUCCAAUCUGU
This is a messenger RNA of Opisthorchis viverrini, 213 nucleotides long. RefSeq lists its product as hypothetical. The annotation marks the transcript as partial. The transcript has 2 exons. Lineage: Eukaryota; Metazoa; Platyhelminthes; Trematoda; Opisthorchiida; Opisthorchiidae. The record is from RefSeq and is a predicted model, not a curated record.